Eutrema salsugineum is the source of this 1109-nucleotide messenger RNA. Its product is annotated as ethylene-responsive transcription factor 4. Bases 71 to 754 code for a protein of 227 amino acids. The transcript has a single exon. Gene Ontology annotation, molecular function: DNA binding; DNA-binding transcription factor activity. The record is from RefSeq and is a predicted model, not a curated record. Gene Ontology annotation, biological process: regulation of DNA-templated transcription. Lineage: Eukaryota; Viridiplantae; Streptophyta; Magnoliopsida; Brassicales; Brassicaceae.
CCUUCAAUUAUCACACACCACUCUCUCUCUCUCUCUCUCUUUCCUCCGUUAUUCUUUUUAAAUUUUAGUAAUGGCCAAGAUCGGUUUGAAACCCGACCCGGUUCCUCCUAACCCGACCCACCACCACAAUAAUGCUAAGGAGAUUCGUUACAGAGGCGUUAGGAAGCGUCCUUGGGGCCGUUAUGCCGCCGAGAUCCGAGAUCCGGGUAAGAAAACCCGGGUCUGGCUUGGUACUUUCGACACCGCCGAGGAGGCCGCGCGUGCUUACGAUUCGGCGGCGCGUGAUUUCCGUGGAGCCAAGGCUAAAACCAAUUUCCCCAAUUUUCUUGAGCUGACUGAGAAGGUUCCCGCCGCCGCCGGCGGCGGCGGAGGUGGCGGCGCUUUCGCGCGUAGUCCUAGCCAGAGCAGCACCCUCGACUGUGCUUCUCCUCCCACGACGGUUGCGCCGGUGACGUCUGGGAAUGUUCCGCCGCAGCUCGAGCUCAGUCUCGGCGGCGGCGCAUGCUACCAGAUCCCGAUGGUGCGUCCAGUCUACUUUUUGGACCUUAUGGGAAUCGGAAACGGAGGUCGUGCUCAGCCUCCGGUGACGGCAGAGUUUAGGUCGUCGGUGGUGCAUGUAGGGACGAAGAUGGCUUGUGGGGCCCAGAGCGACUCUGAUUCGUCUUCGGUCGUUGAUUUUGAAGGUGGGAUGGAGAAAAGAUCUCAGCCGUUAGAUCUAGAUCUAAACUUGCCUCCUCCAUCGGAACAGGACUGAGCUUUUGGCGGUGUCGUUUCAUUUCCGACGCGCAUGCGUUUUUUUCUCUUUUUGUUUUGGAGCUGAGAGAAUUCGUUUUCUCGUUGUUUUUUUUUUCUCUCUCUCUCUCACUCUAAAAUUAUUAUUAUCGGUUUUUAGAUGAAAAAAAAAAACAAUUAAAUCGAGAGAGAGAGAGAAAUAUAAGUUUAGCUGACAUAUGGAUCGUUAUGUACAUAUUAUUACAUAACCGGAGAUCUGAACUUUUGUUGUGUGCCUUUUUUUUUGCGACUUGGUUUCACCAUGUUGUUCCUCGUUUUGAGUUUUUUUUUGUUCUUCCUAAUUUUCAGUUAAUAUAAUUUGGCAAUCUUCAAAAUAA